UAAUGCAGUUUUAGCAACACAUAUGACAUUAGAACAUUUUAAUUCAGUUGUUAUGCUAGAUAAUGAAUCUAUGUAUAAAGUCAUAGAUUUGUAGAUAGGUUUAGAUUUUGUUGAUUAUCCUCACUUAAAUAAUCUAGUAGCAUAAAUUAUUAGUACUUAUACAGGUCUAAGAAGAUAUAGUAAAAUUGAUAACAAUAAAUUAUUUUCUGGGCUUUGUCCCUAUCCAAGAAAUCAUUAUUUAAUUCCAUAAUAUGGACCUUUGGCAUCUGUUGAUGACUCUAUUAAUUAAGAAUUAAAUGAAAAAUCGCUUAUAUCAUAUGUAACUAAGGCAGAAUAAAGAUUAUUGUAAUGUUAAAUUAAACCUAAUUAUAUUUGUGCUUCUUUUAUUCAUCGUUCUAAAUAUAAGAAUCCAUUUUUUGGUUAAACUAAUUUAACUCUAUAAAAUAUUAAAAUUAAACAUUAAGAAGCUCCUAAUAUAUUUUAAUGUUAAUCCAAAAAUUAUGUAGUUAUUCCAGAAUUAGCCUAAUUAAAGUAAACUGGUAUAUUUUUAUCUAAUGAUGCUUCUGUAUAUAAUUAUUUUGAUAUUCUUGGAAAUAAAUAUGAUUAGCUCUAUACUAAAAGAGCCUUUGUUCAUUGGUUUGUUGGAGAAGGAUGUGAAUCUGGUGAAAUGUCUGAAUGUAGAGAAGAUUUACUUGCCCUUAGUAAAGACUAUGAAGAAUUAACAUAAGAAGGAUAGCAUUAAUGUGGAUUAGGAGAAGAUUAAGAUAUUGAAUGA
Messenger RNA from Paramecium sonneborni, 775 nucleotides. The record is from the annotation of a GenBank genome assembly. NCBI's taxonomy places the organism in Eukaryota, Ciliophora, Oligohymenophorea, Peniculida, Parameciidae.